GAAAGCCUGUUUCUGUUCUCCGUGUUCGGCGCUGUUUCCAGCAAAUUAACAAUAAAACUGCGUUAUGGACCGAAAACUGGAGUCGACUAAGCUUCUCCAGAGAAUCCUGAACAUUGCAGUAUUUUAUUUAGUGAAAAAACAAAACGAAUAUCCCCAAAUUAAAAAGCGAAUACCUACCCAACGAACGAAUAUCAGAAGAGUCGAAUAUUCGAGUCCAGCCCGUUUGAUAGGGUUCUUUUAUAGCACCGUUUUAAAAAGGGUUCUAUUUAGCACCAAGAAGGGUUUUUGUAUUUACAGUAAAACUUGUAACAAUAGAAGAACCAUUUUUGAUUCUUUUAGAACUGUUUAUAGAAAUAAUUUAAUUUAAAGCAUGAAGUGGUUCUAUAUAGAACUCGUGGUUCUAAACAGAACCACCACAAUCCAGACUCCAUACAAAACACUUUUUAAUAUCUCUGCACAUUAAUACAGAAUUUAGCUGAUCAGAAUUCAGUCAGUAUGGAAUGCAGUUCAGCCAAUCAGGUUUCAGAACAGGGACUAUCAGUUUUAUUAAUGUUCUGAUUGGUGGAGAUCUUGAUUUUAGGUUUGCUGUUAAUUACCAGCUAAUGACGGUGGCUUAUGGUGAAAACUUGUUAGAUUUAUAUCCUUAAUAAGAAUGUAAAUUAGAUAUGUUUGUUAUUAUAUGUUACGAGACGCUGUUAAGUUCUGAGAUUAUGUGAAUACCAUAAAUAAAUAGACAGUAAUUCUGUAAUUAAAUACAUUCUAGAAGGAAAAUACAGAAAUAAACGCUUUAUUUCAUUGUUUUUGUUUUUCUGCAACAGGCUGGAGACUCUACGUCAAAAACGUCAAGGUUCAAAGUGACUCUUUGACAUUUGUCAUGACGAAGAAGAGAGCGAAAAGUAAAUGUUGUCCAUUUAUCUGCUGCGCUGCAGUGGAGGAUGACAUUGAAGUGCCCCAAGAAUCCCAUUUGCCUGCCUUUAGAAAGAAGGCAGGGGCAGCAUCCAUGGCACAGCUGGCAAACAGGCUGGAUUUGAACAAUCCAGAUGAGGAGACGAUGGUGGAUCCAGAUUUGGAUUCGGACACAGAGGUGACCGUCAUCUUCCAAAGGCCAAUAGAAAGCAUCUCUGGAAUGGAUAAGCAGAUUGUCCAGAUGCAGAGUGCAGUGAAAUGCUCGUACAUGGAGAGCAGCACUGACGGUCCGGCUGUUAGAACGUGCCUCAGGGAAUUAUUUGACAUCACCAAAGGCACCUAUUUCAGCAACAUCCAUGAUGAGGUCAUCAGAUCCAUGACUUUCAUGGUGCCUCAAGAGAUGCAGGCCUCUGUGAACGUUCAUACAACUUUCAGCCUCAUCUCCAGUAUUUAUGAAGAUGUGCUGAAAAAGAUGAACUCUGCACUUCUGGAGACAGAUGUUUUGACUGGGUCAUGGAUAGAUUCUGUUGUCCCUCAAAUCACGGAUAUGGCCAAAACCCUCCUGUCUUCAACUAUGAAGAAGCUGCAGGACUUUUUGGAGAUCUGUAAAGUGUGCGACUGGUUGAGAGCAUCUCGAGGGUCUCCCGUCGACAUACUCGACGAGCUGGAUGCAGUGGUGCCCACUCUAACCAGGAAGGUGGUGGGAGCUGCUUUUCAGUCUCUGCUGGGCAUCAGCUCUGAGGGGACAUCAAAAGAUGUGAUGGACUGUGGGUCAGAUACACCCCUAAUCAAAUUUCUUCAGGCUGUGGCUGACAAAAUUGAGUCAGAGAUUUCCUCUGAAUCAGCCACGCCAAAGCAGUCGAGCUGUCCAUCUGAUUCCAGUGUGGUUGAUGAACUGCCUUCCUCUCAGGGUCGAAAUGAUUUUGAAAGAAAAGAAAGAUGUGAAGUGGCCACCUGUUCCGUCGUGACAGAGAAGCUCCUGAGCUCUCAUCGCCCUCGCAGUGAGAGAGUUUUAGAGAGCAUUAUCUUCAACAAGUUAAAUCAGAACAGUGACACAGACUCCACUGAGAGAGACACAGAGAGGCUCUUCAGACUCUCCGUUAACGGUUUCCUGGUCGAGUCGUCCAAAAUGGUCCACCACAUCAUUAAAAACGAGACCACAGAGAUGGCCAGGACUUCUCCUGUGUUCGACUCCACGCUGGAAAGCAGCAUGUUAGCUGCAGCCUCUGGAGUCGUGAGUGCUCUGGUAUCUGACCUAAAGAGCACCUUCCAGGAGGACUUUAAGUUGGCGGAUCCUUCACUUGAUCCAACACUGUACACCACCCAAAUCCAGAUGGUGUCUGAUAAAGUCCUGGAAUCCAUCCAAUCUAAGCUGAAGGAAGUGCUCAUCAUAUAUAUCUUCAUGAGAGUAAAUGGAGUCAUGAAGACCACAUAUGAUGCCCAGCUAAGAUCCAGCCUCCUGACAGCCUCUAGGGAGACACUGAAGAUCAUCAUCGAGGCCAUCAUGGCAAUUCUACGACGGUUCAAUGUGGCAGACUCUAUAUUCCUGUACAGACGAUUUCUGUGGAAUCUGCAGGAAUGUCUGAUCCAACCUUCACCGUCAGAAUCCAGUGAUGUGUCCAGUGAGGAUAGCUUCGAUGAAGAGCUGUACUGCCGGCCCCGGUUUCCUAAGAUUAGACUUCCAAAGCUCAGAUUUAAGAAACAGAAAAACAGGAUGGAAGCCACGACUGUUCUCGCUGAAGACCAGACCCAGAAUCAACCUCUUCCAACUGAAAAGCCAUCGAACGGUCCCACUUCAUCUGCGGCCGUCCCAAAGAGAAAGACCUUCUUCUCUAGAGUUUCUGCCGCUUUCUGCAGGGUCUUUCGGAAAGGAGCCAAGACAUCGGCUUAAACACACCAGCUGCCGAUGUAGGACACUUCCACCAAUGUUUUCCAAGUUUCUGUAUAAUUAGUGUUUAAGGUGUAAACAGUGUCAUUCAGAGUGGUUUGAUGUGAAAUGGUUCAUUGUAGAGAAACUUUCAGUUAGAAUUAUUCAUAGUGGUGGUGAUGGGAACCAAACCAAAGAGUUCACUGUCUCUAAAAGCUCCCUUGUAGAAAGAAAUUACAUUUAAUGGUUAUGAACUCGCCGACUGAAGCCUCUGACAUUGUUUUAUGAUAAUGUUGAGAUGCUUUUUAAAACGCAUUCACGGCAGACAGGGAAAUGCAGGGUGAAACACCCCAAAUAAAACAUUAUACCAUCAUUAUGCAUUUGGCCAACAUUACAUAUCGUUUAGGUUUGCUUUUUGUUUUGGACACAAAACAAAAAUAGCUGUGUUUGCCCUGCAGAUGUUGUGACCCCUGUUUACGAUCAUCACCACUGUAAAGAAAUCUGAGUCAGGAAUUUUCUCUACAAUUAACUGUUCCACUUUGAUUCUUUCUGAAUGCCUCAGUUUACAUCUCAAUGAUUGAAUUAUGCAAAUGUUGACAAUUUGAUGUUAUUCCACCAGGAUAUCCAAAACUGAAAAUAAAAAAAGUAGAAAAAGCA
Molecule: messenger RNA, 3430 nt
Organism: Pygocentrus nattereri (red-bellied piranha)
Lineage: Eukaryota; Metazoa; Chordata; Actinopteri; Characiformes; Serrasalmidae
Exons: 5
Coding region: 875-2797 (640 amino acids)
Source: RefSeq, a predicted model, not a curated record